Knipowitschia caucasica is the source of this 1500-nucleotide messenger RNA. The record is from the annotation of a GenBank genome assembly. Lineage: Eukaryota; Metazoa; Chordata; Actinopteri; Gobiiformes; Gobiidae.
AUGGAGUCCAACGCGCCUAAAAGCAAACUGAAAAAGCUUAGCGAGGACAGUUUGACCAAACAACCAGAAGAAGUGUUUGAUGUUUUAGAGAAAUUAGGCGAAGGUUCAUAUGGCAGCGUAAAUAAGGCGAUACACAAAGAGUCAGGCCAAGUUGUGGCCAUCAAACAAGUUCCUGUGGAGUCUGAUCUGCAGGAGAUUAUCAAGGAGAUUUCAAUAAUGCAGCAGUGUGACAGUCCCUAUGUGGUCAAAUACUAUGGAAGCUACUUCAAGAACACAGAUCUGUGGAUUGUGAUGGAGUAUUGUGGCGCUGGAUCCGUUUCUGACAUCAUCAGACUCCGCAGCAAAACGCUGACGGAGGAUGAGAUUGCCACUAUCCUGAAAUCAACUCUGAAAGGUCUUGAAUAUCUUCACUUCAUGAGAAAGAUUCAUCGAGACAUAAAGGCUGGAAACAUUCUCCUCAACACAGAGGGACAUGCCAAAUUGGCCGAUUUUGGAGUGGCCGGACAACUAACGGAUACGAUGGCAAAGAGGAAUACUGUUAUAGGAACACCGUUUUGGAUGGCCCCUGAAGUUAUUCAAGAAAUUGGCUACAAUUGUGUGGCAGAUAUCUGGUCCUUGGGAAUCACAGCUAUAGAAAUGGCUGAGGGCAAGCCUCCAUAUGCAGAUAUUCAUCCAAUGAGGGCAAUAUUUAUGAUCCCCUCAAACCCGCCUCCGACAUUUAGAAAACCCGAGCUUUGGACGGAUGAGUUUACCGACUUUGUGAAGAAAUGUCUCGUGAAGAAUCCAGAGCAUAGAGCAACAGCUACACAACUUUUACAGCAUCCAUUCAUCACUCAGGCUAAACCAGUUACCAUUUUGAGAGAUCUGAUCACCGAGGCUAUGGAGAUGAAGGCAAAGAAGCAACAAGAGCAGCAACGAGAACUGGAGGAGGAUGAUGACAACUCUGAGGAAGAGACCGAGGUGGACUCUCACACAAUGGUGAAGUCUGGCACAGAUGGACCAGGGACAAUGCGAGCGACCAGCACCAUGAGCGACGGGGCUCAGACCAUGAUAGAACACGGUAGUACCAUGUUGGAGUCAGACCUGGGAACCAUGGUGAUCAACAGUGAUGACGAAGAGGACGAUGAUGACCAAGGAUCAAUGAGAAGACAUGCAACAUCCCAGCAGCCCAUCCGUCCUUCCUUCAUGGACUAUUUUGACAAACAAGACUCAAAUAAGGCCUCACAGCAGCAGGAAAACUACAACCACAACCAGCCUCAGGAGCAGCCUGGGUACCACAUCCAGUCUAAAAAUGUCUUUCCAGACAACUGGAAGGUCCCACAAGAUGGAGAUUUUGACUUUUUGAAAAAUCUAGACUUUGAUGAGCUGCAGAUGCGCCUCAGUGCCUUGGAUCCAAUGAUGGAGAGAGAAAUCGAGGAGUUACGUCAGCGCUACACUGCAAAAAGACAACCCAUUUUGGACGCCAUGGAUGCCAAGAAACGGCGACAGCAAAACUUCUGA